Fragaria vesca subsp. vesca is the source of this 1143-nucleotide messenger RNA. RefSeq lists its product as uncharacterized. NCBI's taxonomy places the organism in Eukaryota, Viridiplantae, Streptophyta, Magnoliopsida, Rosales, Rosaceae. The transcript has a single exon. The record is from RefSeq and is a predicted model, not a curated record. Bases 1 to 1143 code for a protein of 380 amino acids.
AUGGGCUGCGUCUCAUCCAAACUGUUCAAGAAUGAUCUCAGAGAAGAAGUAAUCAUCACCCACGGCGCUCUCAACCACGUCGUCUCCCUCACUUCCAGCACUUAUGGCCUUCUCAAUCUCGACAAGGACCCUAUUGUUGUUUCCGAGGCCACUCUUAAGCAAUCUUCUCCGAAAAAGGAAGAUCCGGAAGUUAUCAAUGCGUGGGAACUGAUGGAGGGGCUUGAGGAAGCGGUGCCGGUUAAGAGGAGUAGUCCCAAGUCACGAUCUGUUCUUCGCGGGUUUGUGGAUUUCGAUGCGAGGAGUCCGUUGAAGAUGCUGAACCAGUUGGGAUCGCCGAUGAAGGGGAGGCGAUUUGGGGGGAAGGAGAAUAAGGGGAGAGGGUAUAGUCCCAAAGGUUGGGUGAAAUCGAAUAUUGGGUCGGAGAAUUCUUGCAAGAAGGCGCUGAAUAUGAGUCCGGCGGUGAAAGGGUCUCCGGUUUCUGCACAAAGGAGGAGUUUCGGGAGUGAUUCGUCGAGGAGGAAGAGUAUUAGUCCCCUGUUUGAUCCAGAACUGGUUGCUUCUUAUGAGAAGGAAAUGUUUGAAGAAGAAGAGCAGAUCAAGAGGGUGGUCUUGCCUUCGCCCAAGACACGAAAGAUGAGGUAUUGUACCCGAGAUUCUGAGUCUAUGCUGAAGUUGUUUGAGAAGAAAUGCCCUCCCGGUGGCGAAAAUGCGGUUGUUAUUUACACUACUACGUUGAGAGGGAUUAGGAAGACAUUUGAGGAUUGCAACAAUGUGAGGUCAAUUGUGGAGUCACACCUUGUUCGCGUGCUCGAAAGGGAUAUAUCGAUGGAUUCGGGGUUUAAGGAGGAGAUAAGGGGGCUAAUGGGGAGCAAAGAGGUUAGGGUACCGCUUGUGUUUGUGAAGGGGAGGUUGAUUGGCGGAGCUGAUGAGAUUGUGAAGUUGGAGGAGGAAGGUAAGCUUGGGGUUUUGUUCGAUGGGAUCCCGAAAGCGCUUGUUGGGUGCCAAGGUUGUGCUGGAAUGAGGUUUGUGAUGUGUGUGGAGUGCAAUGGAAGCUGCAAGGUUUUGGAUGAGGCGCAAAAGAAGAUGGUCAAAUGUGGUGAGUGCAAUGAGAAUGGUUUGAUUCAUUGCCCUCUUUGUUGCUAA